Molecule: messenger RNA, 2678 nt
Organism: Ogataea polymorpha
Lineage: Eukaryota; Fungi; Ascomycota; Pichiomycetes; Pichiales; Pichiaceae
Exons: 2
Coding region: 1552-2643 (363 amino acids)
Biological process (GO): Arp2/3 complex-mediated actin nucleation
Cellular component (GO): actin cytoskeleton; Arp2/3 protein complex
Molecular function (GO): actin filament binding
Source: RefSeq, a predicted model, not a curated record
UUGCCGACGAGGACCUACCCACCAGAUGGGAGAUCGAGCUGGAGUUUGUGCAGUCGCUCGCUAAUAUGCAGUAUCUCACGUACUUAGCCCAGACGGGGUUCCUGGAGGACGAGAAGUUUCUUAACUACCUCGAGUACCUGGAAUACUGGCGACGUCCCGAGUAUGCGAAACAGCUGGUCUACCCCAACUGUCUGCAUGUGCUCACCAUGCUGAAAAGCCCGCAGUUCCGCAAGGACAUCGCCAAAGCAGAGCUGAGCUCUGUGCUGUACAACGACAUGGUCGAGAGGUGGAAGGAACCGUUGCGAGAACCUGUUAAGGGCGCCAAGGAGGAUCCUGGUACUAGUGGCCAGGAGCAGCCGCAGUCCUCGCCACAGAUCAAGAUCGAAGACACCCCCGACGUAGCCCCGGUCUCACCCGUACACAGGCUAAAAUAAUUAUAUUCCAGCAUAAUCUUUACCAUGAAGAGCGAGUACUGGAACAGUUUGGCGGGCGGCGUGGUGAUCGGGCUUGCGUGCACCGCGUAUUUGUUUUUGCUGGGCCGUGUUGCUGGCAUUAGUGGCAUGGUCGGUCGCGUUGUGUCCGGGAAAAACAUAUGGCCGGACGCUGCGUUUCUUGCCGGACUGGCUGCUGGCCCUGUUGUUUGGAGCUAUGCCACCGGGAACUGGCCCGAGCUGUCGCUUAACACGCCGUGGUACGUACUGCUACCGGCAGGGUUUUUUGUUGGUUAUGGCACGCGGCUGGGCAGCGGUUGCACGAGCGGCCACGGGGUGAUGGGUCUCGCGCGGAUGUCUCCGCGGUCGCUGGUGGCGGUGGGGUGUUUCCUGAGUGGGGGCAUAGCUACUGCCACCUUGGCACAUAAGUACCUAUGACGACGGCCCUGAGUGUCCUUUCGAUUGCAUAUCUGUGAUUCUAUGGCGCUCGCGCCUCGUGCAAAAGCUAUUGCGCGAUAUUUUUCUCUAUGCUCACCUCUAAAUUAUGUCGACUUGCUACAUUCCAGUGUAAAUUAUUUUGCAUGUUGCUCAGAAACAUCGCAGCGUUCGGGUGCGGCCUGGCGUUCAGCAUAGGCCUGAUUCUUGGCGGGAUGGCCAAUCCGGCCACUGUGCGCUCGUUUCUGGACCUCGCCGGCGACUGGAACCCGUCCCUGGUGUUUGUGCUGGGGGGAGCAGUGACUGUUGCGUCUGCUGGGGUGGCGCUGCAAAAACGACUAGCCCGGCCUGUUCUGGAGCCCUCGUUCCAGCUGCCCACCGCACGCCAGAUCGAUGCCCCCCUGAUGGCCGGCAGCUGUCUCUUUGGCGUCGGCUGGGGUCUGAGUGGGUUCUGUCCCGGCCCGGCAGUGCUGUCGAUAUUUGUCGGGCAUUGGCGGAGCCUAGUAUUCGUUGCAGGACUACUACUUGGUACAGCUACGUACGGCGCGAGGAUGGGAAAAGUAAACACGGGCAAGGACAAUUGACGUUGUGCCAAGGUGUUUGGCAGACUGCUACGACAGGUUAUUAUAUUUUUAUUUUCUCAAAUAUCAUAUUUUUCGCCACCUCAGUAGAGAGCUCCUCCUGAAUGAGUCAAUUUAUCGAAUUAAACCUGUCCAAAGACCCGAUAUACGACCACUGCUUUUCGCAGGAUCGCAAGAGCGUCGCCAUCACUCGCCAGAACAAUGUCGAGAUAUACGACCUGUCGGCUGCCGGCAAGCCCAAGCUGCUCACGGUUCUCCAGCACCACGACAAAACAGUCACCGCGGUGGACAUCAGCAAGGACGGCAAGAUUGUCACCUGUUCGCAGGAUAGAAACGCGCUUGUCUGGGAGCCCACGGCGGGCGGUGAGUACAAGCCGACGCUGGUUUUGCUGCGUAUCAACAGAGCGGCCACCUCUGUGAAAUGGAGCCCCUGCGGGUCCAAGUUUGCGGUCGGCUCGUCCGCACGGGUGAUUGCCGUGUGCUAUUUUGAGGUGGAGAACGAUUGGUGGAUCUCGAAACACAUUAAGAGACCGCUCAAGUCGACGGUGUUGUCGCUCGACUGGCACGAGAACAGCGUGCUGCUGGCGUGCGGUUCGACCGACGGCCACGUGCGUGUCUUUUCGACGUACAUCAAGGGUGUCGACACCAAGCCGCCUGCCACCGUGUGGGGUGAGCGACUGCCGUUCCAGACACUGUGCCUGGACUACAACGUGGGCUCGUGGGUGCACGACGUCAAGUUCGACCCCAGCUACUCGUUUGUCGCGGCCGUCGGCAACGACUCGGCCGUGUACUUUGUGUAUCCUGGGCCGGGCGAGCAGGAGGUUGCCGGCGUUGUCAAGGCCAGAACAUCGUACCUGCCGUUCAGAACUUUGAUUUUUGCGUCGCCAACCAAGGUUGUUGCCGCAGGCCACAACUGCUACCCGAUCGUGUUUGAAGGAGACAGCAACGGCUGGCAGCAGACGUACGCGAUAGACGACCCGGCCACCAAGACGAAAAGCAGCCACGAGAGCCAGUCGGCGCUGAACCUGUUCAGACAGCUGGACCUCAAAGGCUCGAGCGACGCCAACAGCGGCGAGCUGCUGACUGUGCACCAGAACACAAUCAACGUGCUCAGACCCUUCCAAGCGGACAGCCGCGGCGUGCUACGGUUCAGUUCGUGCGGCAACGACGGCAAAAUCGUGAUUUUCGACGUAUAAAAUUACAUAGACAGUAAGCUAGAUCGUGUCGUCCG